Messenger RNA from Astrephomene gubernaculifera, 2063 nucleotides. NCBI's taxonomy places the organism in Eukaryota, Viridiplantae, Chlorophyta, Chlorophyceae, Chlamydomonadales, Astrephomenaceae. The record is from the annotation of a GenBank genome assembly.
CCUUACUUAGACUACAGUUACAAAAGCGCCUCGUAAUCAACCAGAGGUCUUAUGAAAGGUGGUGUGGCCUGCAUCGUCAACCCCAGCUUAGGAGCAUUUUUGCCGAACUUUUGCACCACUAGGUGGAAUGCAGGCGAGACCCUUCAUAAUAUUCUUCUUUCAAAUUAGGAAUCCUUAACGCACGUGUUCAAGCCUCCGUCUCACUGUCAGCCAGGCGAUGACCACCGUUUGGCUUCGGUUUCCCCAAGGACUGGAACCUUGGCUUUCGGAAUGCUCUCAGAAUGGACGCUGUAGGUGCUUAGUACGCCAGUUCCGCGUCCCAAAGAAGUGCUUCGUUGAGGACCUCCGAGGGUACCUAUGUGAGCUGGCACAUGGCAAUUUGGAUCCGUGCCAUCUGCACCUGUACUUCAAGUCACGGGAGCUCACCGACUACGAAGAGGCAGCUGGGAAAGCCAGCACCUCAAGCUAUAGGGCCCGGAAGCUCACGCUGAAGAGUUUUGGUGUGCGGGCAGGUGACGUCGUCGAUGUAAAGUUAUCUCAGUCUAUCAUGCGUCUGCUGGAGGAGCACGAGGAGGUGGAGGAGGUGGCGCAGCAGCCCGAUCCAGCAUCCAUUGGCGAUGACGACAGCCGUGAUGCAGAUCAAGAAGAACAAAACGGAGAAGAAGAAGAAGACGAAGCGCCGGCCGCGGAGCGGUUGGCAGCCAAGACCCCACCCACCAACAACACACCCAGAGGAGCGGCAGCGCGAAGGACGAGCCGGGCAGGUGGUGGAAGCGGCGGAGCUGCUGCGGGAGGAGGUGGCAUGCGGGAGGAGGAGGAUGAAGGAAUGGCUGAGGAGGACGGCGGUCGGACAGGUCAGCAGCAUCAGGUGGAUGGGGAGGAGGACAUGAGUGAGGGUGAGCCGCUGUCGGACGAUGAGUACGAUGACGCGUCCGACGGCGGCGACGAUGUGCGCCGCGACCCAGAUUUCGAGACAGCAGCGGAGGACCAGGCGGAAGAGGAUGAGGAGGAGGGCACUGGCGGCAGCAGCGCGGAUGUGGUUAUGGCUGAUGAUGGAGAAGACAGCGGUGGAGACGCCGGCAGCGACGGAGAUGGCGAGGGUGAUGAUGACGCGGAUGAUGGGGAUCUGGGUCUGCGUCGUACAGCAGCCGCCGGGGCUGAGGAUGUGAGCAUGGAGGAGGCUGAGGAUGGCGAUGGAGAAGAGGCCGCUGCUGCUGCUGCAAAAGCAGCUGGAGUUGGCCGCCGGACGGCGGCAGCAGCAGCGGCGGAUCGACGGCAGCAGAUUGCAUCGCCGGUGAAACAGCGGCAGCCUCGGCAGCAGCAGCAGCCAAAGGCGCAAGGGCCGCAGCGGCAGCAAGCCCAACAACCGCGGCAGCAGCCUGGGCAGCGGGCAAUGGGGCCUGGGGCCCACGGGAACACCGAGGACGAUGACGAGGAGCGCGAUGAGGAGCACGAAGCGGAGGAGGAGCCUGAUGUGGAGGUGCUCGAGGGAGAGGAGGAGGAGGUGCAGGCGGCAGUGGAGGAGGAAGAGGAGGAGGAGGAUGCUGUGGAGGACGAGAUAGAGGACGACGACGACGAUGAUGCGGACUGGAGAGUUGGCAGGUCUACGGCUGCUGGGCGUGGCCAGGGUCGUGGACGCGGACGUGGCAGUACGGCAGCUUCUCCUGGGAGGGGCCGGGGAGGGGCUGCUGCUGCUGCUGGUCGCGGUGAUGGUGGUGCAGGAAGAGGAGGGCAAGGUCGUGGCGCUGGGGUUGCUGCAGCGCCCCUAGCCAGCGGCGCUGGCGGAAGCAGAGGCAGCACUUUGCUAGACGCGAGUAAACGCGGACACUGGACGCCGCAGGAGGUUGAGGCUCUUGCGGACGCCAUGGAGAAGUACGGAAAACAGUGGUGCGUCAUCGAGCGCGAGACCGGAUUGCGGGAACAGAAAGUGCUCCGCUACAAGUGGCGCAACAUCGUCAACGCCAUCCGGAACGGCUGGGCGGGCAGUCGGGUACAAAUGGCCGCGCCGCUGCGCGACCGCUUCAAGGCGUUGUACGACACGCUCGGGCAGUGAGGUUUGUUCG